This is a messenger RNA of Yarrowia lipolytica CLIB122, 1287 nucleotides long. RefSeq lists its product as uncharacterized. The record is from RefSeq and is a predicted model, not a curated record. Gene Ontology annotation, biological process: sulfite transmembrane transport; transmembrane transport. Lineage: Eukaryota; Fungi; Ascomycota; Dipodascomycetes; Dipodascales. Gene Ontology annotation, cellular component: plasma membrane. Gene Ontology annotation, molecular function: sulfite transmembrane transporter activity.
AUGACCACACCUCAACCACGAGCAAUGACCGACCUCGAAAUGGCUCCUGCUCCAACAACGUCGUCCCAGGAGAUCCAGGGAAAGGGCUCCAACCACAUCGCAUCGUCGCCAGACGCAACCAACGACAAGAGCCGGCCAGAAAUGUCCUAUCUGAUGCUGCGUAUCAAGUACUUUAGCCCCGCGUGGUUUGCGUCGGUCAUGGGCGUGGGCGUGUCCGGAGGCAUUCUGUACACGUAUCCAUUCCACGCGCGAUGGCUGGAGAUUCUGGGCGAGGUCAUCUGGGCCAUUUCUUUGGGCAUGCUGGGAGUCUUCUCCGUCCUGUUUUGCGCCCGGUUUGUGCUCUUCCCCAAGCAGUUUAUGAAAAUGCUCAAACACCCCGGCCAAUCGACCUUUCUGGGCUGCAUCCCCAUGGCCUUCUGCACCACCAUCAACAUGAUCCACAACAUCUGGGGUCAGGACGGAUGGCUUGCAUGCUACAUUCUCUGGUGGUUCAACGUGGUCAUGUCUCUGGCCACUUGCUGGGGAGUCACCGUGUCCAUGUUCUACCUCCACAAACGAACCGCCACCAUGCUCAACGCCACCAUGAUUCUUCCCAUCGUGUCUGUGGUCGUCUGUGCCGCUACAGGUACCCUCUUCUGGGAUAACGUCCCCCACCACCUCCAGGGCCUCCAGCUCGUCGUCUGCAUCAUGCUCUGGGCCAACGGUCAGUGUCUCGCCUUUGGGUUUGUCACCGUGUACCUCUGGCGUCUAUUGUCCAUCGGCAUGGUCCCCCCGGCUCUUGUCAUCUCCAACUUUUUGCCCGUGGGCCCUCUGGGCCAAGGCUCAUUCGGUAUUCUGCUCAUGUCCAGUGCCGCCCAAAAGUACCUGCUCAGACAGUUCCCCAACGACGCUCUGGAUGCAGAGGUGAUGGGCCAGCUGACCAACACCGCUAGCCGGGUAGUUUUCACGCAGUUCUACGAGUUCCUCGGCAUCUUCAUCGCCCUCUUUCUCCAGGGCUUUGCCUUCUUCUGGCUCUUUGUGGCCUUCACGUGCUUGGCCUACACUCCUCCCAAGCAGUUUGCCAUUGGUUGGUGGGGCCUGACUUUCCCGCUGGGCACCUUUGCCCUGGGAACCGCCCGAAUGGGCGUCGAGCUGGAUUCUCUUGCAUUCAGAAUCAUUAGCGGCAUUUCGGGCGUCAUGGUCUGUCUCUUUACGCUGAUUUGUGUUCUCGGCUCCAUCCGUGACGGCAUUAUUGGCAACAAAAUCUUCCUGGCCUCCCAGGACGAAACUGAUCCUUUGGAGCAGUAA